This is a messenger RNA of Wyeomyia smithii (pitcher-plant mosquito), 1188 nucleotides long. It is a transcript of the gene Hou, whose product is annotated as glucose-induced degradation protein 8 homolog. Gene Ontology annotation, cellular component: cytoplasm; nucleus. Bases 99 to 785 code for a protein of 228 amino acids. The record is from RefSeq and is a predicted model, not a curated record. Lineage: Eukaryota; Metazoa; Arthropoda; Insecta; Diptera; Culicidae. Gene Ontology annotation, molecular function: protein binding. Gene Ontology annotation, biological process: proteasome-mediated ubiquitin-dependent protein catabolic process. The transcript is spliced from 3 exons.
UCAACGUCAUUGUCAUAAUACGUGUUGGAAAAUUUUAGAAACAGCGUAUUUACUCUGAUAAUACUUAGUGGUUAAUACGAAAAAGCAGCCUCAAAAGUAUGAGCUGUAACGAUAAAGGCGAUGGAAUCUCUAAGGAGGAAUGGCAAUCUCGACUGGAAACAUUUCCUUUUAAGCAGGAUGAUAUAAAUAAACUAAUUAUGAACUAUUUAGUUACAGAGGGUUUCAAAGAAGCAGCAGAAAAAUUCCAGGCAGAAUCCGGUGUUGAACCAUCAGUGGAUCUAAGUUCACUGGAUAACAGAAUAUUAAUAAGGGAAGCAGUACAGAAUGGACGAAUACAGGAGGCUACUCAUCUAGUUAACCAGUUACAUCCAGAAUUACUCGACAAUGACCGCUACCUCUACUUUCAUCUACAACAGUUGCAUCUAAUUGAAUUGAUUAGAGCUGGCAAAAUAGAAGAGGCACUUACUUUCGCGCAGACACAAAUUUCUGAGGCAGGAGAAAGCAAUCCAGAGGUGUUAAAUGAACUAGAGCGCACAUUGGCUUUGCUGGCUUUCGAGAAACCUCAAAAUAGUCCAUUUGCUGAUCUUUUGGACCAAACACACCGGCAAAAGGUAGCCAGUGAACUAAACGCAGCGAUCCUCAAAAUGGAGCACCAGGAACAGUCCAGCCCUAGAAUGAUUAACGUAUUGAAACUGAUUCUGUGGGCACAAGCCGAGCUAGAUAAGAAAAAUGUCAAAUAUCCGAAAAUGAUUGAUCUAGCGACAGCAACAAUAGAUCCAAAAUAAACACAGGAUAAACAGUUUAUUUGAACUGUAACAUUAUUCUUAUUUUUAAAUUCAAUUGAACAAAUCAUAUUAGGUAACAAACUUCGUGUAACAAUAAAGUAAUACUAUGCUUUAGAGAUAUUGCUCAUCUUUGUCGCGAUAAUAAAUGGAUGAAACUAAAAGCUUCACCCUCAGAAUCGUUUAUAGUUUUGGCGUUGUUCUAAAUAAUUUUCAGAAGCAUAUAUUUAUGUUUUUAGAUCGUCAUUGUAAGAAGAGUAGAAUAUGAGUUUGAAAUGCAGAUAUUUGAUUGGCAGCAGACGAAGAAAUUUCUAACCAAUAACCAUAUUUGGUAUUAGGCAUGCUAGUUUGAGAAUGUCACUGAAGAAGUAACGCUGAAAAUAUAGAAUGUUUUGGGUUUGAAUAA